AUGUCAUUACCACCGUUAGAUGAAUUGCAAUGGAAAUCCCCAGAAUGGAUCCAAACGUUUGGGCUACAUACUGACAAUGUGCUAGACUACUUUAGCGAGUCACCAUUUUUUGACAAGACUUCAAACAACCAAGUGGUCAAGAUGCAGCAACAAUUCUCACAGCAGAGUCAGGUUCCAGGUAGUAUGCCCUUGGGAAGUAGCAGCGGCAUUGGCGCUGCUGCUGGUGCUGGUACAGUAUCUCCUUCUGAUCGUAGUUUGAUAUGGGAACGUUAUCCAGUACAUGCAAUGCUCGAAAAGGAAUUAAUGAAGAUGAAAGGAAUUGAGUACAUAUUAGUUCUAGUACGGGAACCAGACCUUUGGAUAAUUAGAAAACAGCAACGAGAUGGGCCUACCAAGACGACAACACUCCGAGACUACUAUGUUAUUGGUUCGGCAGUGUACCAAUCACCAACUGUGUACAAGAUUAUUCAGAAUCGAUUGCUGAGUACCAAUUAUCACCUUUCGCAUUCAUUAUCACAACUUAACAAAUUAGUGGAAUUUCACCCAGCACAAGGUGCCUCGUUUCUACGACCUGAAGAUCCAUUGUGUAGUUCAGUUGCUGCUGCUACUACCAGUGGAUCUACUGCGAGCCAUACCGUGGCAAGCUCAGUUUCUGUGCCAGAAACUGGACCAAUAAAUGCAGAGACAUCUGGUGCCACUGCCGCCGCUACAUCGAUCGAUCCUGAUCGCCGUCAAGAUUCUUUCAAUACAGAAAUCAUGGAUAAACUAAUGGCAACUAGUAUCAAGGCUAAUCCAGUAUACAUUUAA
Messenger RNA from Kluyveromyces lactis, 807 nucleotides. RefSeq names its product mediator complex subunit MED6 (gene MED6). Gene Ontology annotation, cellular component: mediator complex; core mediator complex. The coding region runs from base 1 to 807 and encodes 268 amino acids. Lineage: Eukaryota; Fungi; Ascomycota; Saccharomycetes; Saccharomycetales; Saccharomycetaceae. Gene Ontology annotation, biological process: regulation of transcription by RNA polymerase II. The transcript has a single exon. The record is from RefSeq and is a predicted model, not a curated record. Gene Ontology annotation, molecular function: transcription coactivator activity.